Botrytis deweyae is the source of this 237-nucleotide messenger RNA. RefSeq lists its product as uncharacterized. The record is from RefSeq and is a predicted model, not a curated record. Lineage: Eukaryota; Fungi; Ascomycota; Leotiomycetes; Helotiales; Sclerotiniaceae. Bases 1 to 237 code for a protein of 78 amino acids. The transcript has a single exon.
AUGUUUCCUUUGACCGAAGCCAACUCCAGCCCACCAGGCUUGAAAACACAGCUGACCCCGAAUACAAGAAGGGCCGCAGCCUCGAAACUUCAACCACCACCCCAACCCCCACACCAACCACCACCCCAACCCCCACACCAAUCCCCACCUCAGACUCCCCAGCCAAACCGUCCCACCACAUCAACAGUCACCAACCAACUCACCAUCACCAGCCAACGUCGAUCCCGUACCCAUUAA